ACUAAAUUAAAGAAAACUGUGCUCAAAGCGGUGGCGAGUCACGACGUGCCUCGCUUUCCCCUUCACCCCACCAUCCCUUCUCUCUCCUCCAAACUUCUUUCAUCAUCAUUUUCAUCUUCUUCUUCGAAGACGCUGUCUCCACUUUUUCUCUCUUCAAUUAAUCACUCAAUUUCCCAAAUUCAAUCUAUAAGAAGGUUUGAUGGCUUCGACAUCUGGGGACUCUUGGAUGAAGGAGUACAAUGAAGCGACCAAAUUAGCUGAUGAUAUUAAUGGCAUGAUAUCAGAGAAAACAGCAAUGUCAGGUUCUGGACCAGAUUCACAGCGUCAUUUUUCAUCUUUACGGCGAAAGAUCACAAUCCUUGGGACUAGACUUGAUAGUUUAGAAUCCCUGUUAUCUAAGCUUCCUAGUAAGAAGACUAUAACAGAGAAAGAGUUGAAUCGCCGCAAGGACAUGCUUUCAAACUUGAGAACGAAGACGAAUCAAAUGGCAACCACUUUGAACAUGUCAAAUUUUGCCAACAGAGACAGCUUACUUGGGCCGGAGACAAAGUCUGUUGAUGCCGUGACUAGAGCUUCUGAGAUGGAUAAUCAAGGCAUUGUUAGUCUUCAAAGGCAAAUCAUGAAGGAGCAAGAUGAAGGGCUUGAACAGUUGGAGGAGACUGUUAUGAGUACAAAACAUAUUGCACUCGCUGUGAAUGAAGAACUUGAGCUACACACAAGACUCAUUGAUAACCUGGAUCAACAUGUUGAAUUUACAGGCUCUCGAAUGCAGCGUAUAUCGAGGAGUCUUGCAAUUCUGAGCAAGAAAACCAAGGGUAGUUGUUCCUGCUUGUGCCUACUGCUGUCAGUUGCUGGGAUUAUAGUUUUAAUCCUUGCUAUCUUUGUGUUGAUAAAGUAUUUAUGAUUGUAUGUAUCAAGUGUGUGUAUGUAAAUUGUAAUGUUGUGAGAAUUCUUCUAUUUUCUUCUUUUUCCUUUUUGUUGCCUGCUUCUUGUGAAGUCAAGUCAUGGAUUGGUUUGCCCUGCUGUAUGCGAUGCUUAAACUACACGAUUAAAGCAAUAUGAGUGUUCGAAAAGCUUACAAGAA
Chenopodium quinoa (quinoa) is the source of this 1084-nucleotide messenger RNA. Its product is annotated as syntaxin-52-like. The coding region runs from base 200 to 904 and encodes 234 amino acids. Lineage: Eukaryota; Viridiplantae; Streptophyta; Magnoliopsida; Caryophyllales; Amaranthaceae. Gene Ontology annotation, molecular function: SNARE binding; SNAP receptor activity. The record is from RefSeq and is a predicted model, not a curated record. The transcript is spliced from 6 exons. Gene Ontology annotation, biological process: vesicle fusion; intracellular protein transport. Gene Ontology annotation, cellular component: endomembrane system; SNARE complex.